Messenger RNA from Punctularia strigosozonata HHB-11173 SS5, 1011 nucleotides. RefSeq lists its product as uncharacterized. The coding region runs from base 1 to 1011 and encodes 336 amino acids. Lineage: Eukaryota; Fungi; Basidiomycota; Agaricomycetes; Corticiales; Punctulariaceae. The record is from RefSeq and is a predicted model, not a curated record. The transcript has 5 exons.
AUGCAGACCCGUGGACGUUCCCUCAGCCUUACUCUCGCCUUGAUUGCGCUAGUUCCUGCCACGCUGGCGCAAACGGCUUGCCCAGCCGGAAGCUACAACACCGAGACCGGCGAAGAUCCAUGCACCGCAUGCCCUGCUGGCCAGUACCAAGACCAAACUGGUCAAACUGCGUGUAUCAACGCCCAGGCGGGGUAUUUCGUCGCCGACACGGGCGCCACAGCACAGACUAUCUGCCCGGCGGGUUCCUACAGCGCGACGGAGGGCAGCACGGAGUGCACCACUUGCCCGGCAGGGUCGUCCUGCCCUACGGAGGGUGAGACGGCUCCUGUGUCGUGCCAGCCGGGGCAGUUCCAAGACCAGACCGGCGCGACGACCUGUAACGAUUGCGCAGCGGGCUCCUUCAGCGACGUCUCUGGCGCCACGGCGUGCUGCACCUGCUGCUCCGGAUAUUACCAAGACCAGACGGGUCAGACGUCGUGCACGAUCUGUCCCGCCGAGGGAACCUUUGCGCAAGGCUACUCGGACCCCGGCGCGACGAAUGUCGAGCAGUGCACUGCGCAGUCCGGCGCCGUCGCCACUUGUGACCAGGACACCUCGACUGGCACAUGCCCCACGACGACCGCAGAUCCCGCUACGCCCACCGGCGGAACGCGCAAGCGUGCCCCGCUCCGCCCUCGUUCCGGGUCGUGCGCACGCGGCCAGAGCUCCUGCCCGGUCUACAAAAACGGCGGCGUAUCCGAAUACGAGUGCGUCAACACGUCGAUGAACCUUGAGCAGUGCGGCGGAUGCGUCACCAACGGAGGCGGCCUUGACGGCGCUCGAUCGCUCGACGGCGGGAGGGACUGUAGCGCGAUCCCUCAGGUGGACGAGGUCAGCUGCUUCAAGGGCGGAUGCCACAUCAAAUCUUGCCGCGCUGGCUACGAAGUCUCGGAGGAUGGUGAACGCUGCCAGGCUUCGAAGAGGACCACUCGCAGGCGCUCGCAGGGUCGUAAGAGUAAGAAGACGCUCUAG